UCACUGUAUAUAUACUGUAUACGGGGCUGUACACUGACUCUAUACACCGUCCCGCCCCGGCUCUCCCCUCCUCCAUCCUCCGGUCGGUGUCCCCUCUCCCCGGACUGAGGUACCAUGUCCCAGCACAGUUCAGUCUCCGUGGUCCGGACCACCUCCAGCAGCAGUAACGUCCAGCAGAGCAGCCCGGGACUGGUGGACAGAGAAUACCCCGGCUCCAUCUCCGCCAUCCUCAAGCUGUGCCAGGCGGUGUGCUUGCUUAUAGCUUUCCUGUGUGUGAGGAACUCUGUUUGGACAGACUACAGUACCUACCGCUAUUUUGAAGUUAUUACAAUAUGCUUUAUGAUAUUAAUACUUGUCUUCUAUGCGGUGUCCCUGUUUCGGAUAUACAGAAUGCUGACUUGUGUCUCAUGGCCAUUGACGGAACUGUUACAUUAUGCUAUCUGCACCAUCCUUCUGCUUAUUGGCUCCAUUGUGGCUGCUGUGAAAAGUUAUAGUAUUGGUGGACUAGUGGCUGGAUCGGUCUUUGGAUUCAUAGCUACAUUCCUUUGUACUGUGGGCAUGGUGCUCUCAUAUAAAGUAACAUUUGUGACUCAGUCAAGUGGUGCCGCUGUGUGAUUGCCCAGACACCUUAGUCUUCCAGAGAUGAAAGGACAUUGAAGUGCAUGGUGAAAAGUAUUGGCACCAUUUCUGGACUUCUUCCCCCAGUGAACAAACAUAAGCUUCUGAUGGAAAACGUGUUGUAAAAUCUCUGCACAUUGAAGGCAGCUAGUUGUGUGUAAAUGAAUACAGCAGCAGUUGUCACACUGCAGACAAGCCCUUAAAUGUAGCACUUUGGUGACUCGAUGGAAAGGUUUUCCAGUACACCUUGUGAUUCAUAAUGGAAAUCAUAGAAGGGACUUUCUUCAAGUUGUUUCCAGAAGACGUGACCGUUUCUUCUGAGCUCUGUGCCUCGUCACUGCCAGUCCUUUGAGUGUCAUACUGCCAACCAAAGAUACAAACAUUGCACUCUGACAUUUCUACAAGCACCAAAACUGCCAUUUUUGGACCAAGAACCAAAAACAAACCUGUUAAUGUAAAGCAAAGGACGGUUCCCAAAGCAGCCACUGCGAGGAGAGCAAACGCAGAAGAGCGCCAUGAGAAUUGUUUACAAAGAUGUCAGUAAUGGAUUGGAACAAUUUUAUACAUCUCUUGUGUUACUUAAAGUACAUGUAAAUCAUAACUGAAGGACAUUUAGUUUACUAAAGCACAGUGUAUCACAAACAAUUGACAUGUUUUGUUUUUUUAAUAAAAUACUGUUUUGACCAUUUUUCA
Molecule: messenger RNA, 1311 nt
Organism: Rana temporaria (common frog)
Lineage: Eukaryota; Metazoa; Chordata; Amphibia; Anura; Ranidae
Gene: CMTM7
Product: CKLF like MARVEL transmembrane domain containing 7
Exons: 5
Coding region: 115-615 (166 amino acids)
Cellular component (GO): membrane
Source: RefSeq, a predicted model, not a curated record